This is a messenger RNA of Ziziphus jujuba (common jujube), 1386 nucleotides long. RefSeq names its product putative disease resistance protein At3g14460. The coding region runs from base 1 to 1386 and encodes 461 amino acids. The transcript is spliced from 6 exons. NCBI's taxonomy places the organism in Eukaryota, Viridiplantae, Streptophyta, Magnoliopsida, Rosales, Rhamnaceae. The record is from RefSeq and is a predicted model, not a curated record.
AUGUGGAAAUUGCCCAAGGAGAAAAACAAUAUUGUGCCAGCUUUGUGGUUGAGCUAUCGAUAUCUACAUUCACAUCUUAAGCGGUGUUUUGCAUAUUGCUCAAUCUUCCCCAAGGAUUAUGAAAUCAAUAAGGAAGAAAUCAGGCUGCGGAUGGCUGAAAAUCUUAUACAACCCCAAAGAAACAGGAAUACAGAAGAAGUUGGAGAAUUGGGAGAAAUUUGUUUGAGGUUUGAUGAUAUCAACUCAGAUAAGGUUCUAAGCAAGAUUCUUCAUGUGUCACAUGUGAAAGAAAACAUUCUUGUCAUGAACAAGUGUGUUAUCGAAGAGUUGCCAAAGCCAAUUGGGGAUUUGAAGUUCCUAAUGUACCUAAAUUUAUCUGAGACUCUAAUUGAAGAGUUGCCUAAUACAGUUUGCACUCUGUAUAAUUUGCAGACACUACUUUUGAAGAGAUGUGUAAGGCUUAGGUGGCUCCCAACCAACAUGGGAAGGCUAACCAAUUUUCGUCAUCUAGACAUUACAUCAACAGGCUUAGAAGAGUUUCCAUUAGAAAUUGGUAAAUUGAAAGGGCUUGAAAAUGUUGUUGAUGUUGCAGAUACCUUGGUCGGAAAUUCGAAAGACAAGAAGUACUUGACCAAAUUACAGUUCCUUUGGGAUUCUAAUCCUGAAGAAUCCCCAAAAACCACAAAGAUGAAUGGCAAGAGUGGUAGUUUGUUGGAGAAGGAGUUGCUUUCCCAAAUCUUAAGGAGCUACAUUUGGAAGAUUUUGAAAAUUUAUGAUAGCUGUGAUUCUAUGAGAUCUAUUGUCUUGGACUGCUUGCUAGUGCUUAGCAAGCUUGAUCUAGAGUUCUGUGUGAAUCUUAAGUCCCUUGAAUUUUCACAACAACCUUGGCCUGCACUUUAUUCUUUAAGAUACUUCAAGUUAACAACUUGCCCCAAGUUUGUCUCUUUUCCACCUGAAGGAUUGGCUGCUCCAAACAUUGAAGAGUUUCGCAUUGAAGAUUGCAAAAAUUUGAGGUCAUUGCCUGAAAACAUGAGCACCCAUCUUCCAUCUUUUCAAUCCAUAUUUCUUAUUAGUUGUCCACAGCUUGUUUCAUUUCCAGAAUGUGGAUUGCGACCAAAUAUAAAUAAACUCAAGAUUUCCUGGUGCAAUAAGCUUUUCCCCAAUCGCUUUCAGUGGGAUCUGCAAAGAUUCAAUUCUCUUAAGUUCUUGGAGAUCACUAGCAUAGAUGAAGAGUUGGAUUCAUUUCCGGAGGAGGGGUUGUUGCCAACCACUCUGGUUGAUCUCCAUAUCAUAUAUCUUCCUCACCUUAAGUCUCUGAAUGAUAGGGCCUUAAAACAACUUGACUCCCUUAAAAGCAUGUCAAUCUCUUCCUGCAAUGAGCUUUAG